Messenger RNA from Saitoella complicata NRRL Y-17804, 2617 nucleotides. RefSeq lists its product as uncharacterized. Bases 467 to 2485 code for a protein of 672 amino acids. Lineage: Eukaryota; Fungi; Ascomycota; Saitoellomycetes; Saitoellales; Saitoellaceae. The record is from RefSeq and is a predicted model, not a curated record. The transcript has 3 exons.
CUCCAACUCUCCCUGCGCUCGCUCCUCGCCGUCAAUCCGACACGCACAGGGCCGUUUAAGGUUUCCGGUACACCAUCAAUCUUAGCCUCAGGAUCGACAUUCGUCAGUGUCACCUGUGCUCAGCCGUCCAUUCAUACCGUAACCGCCUGCCAUUCUCGCUGCCUCGUCAUAACAUACCUGGUUCUACGUCUCUUCCGCUAUCGGUCUCAUUUCUCUUUCGAUCCACGGUUUUGCGCCGUUCAUACCCCGGCCCGUUGGGUAGAUUCGCUUACCAGCGUUUGACCGACUCCUCCAAUCGACAUUCGCAAGACGAAGCAACGUAUACAUUUGCCGUCAAUUACGAUUACGUCGGUCAUUACGAACCAGACGUACCAUCUUCAGGCUCACCUUUUCAACUUAUAGCGACAACGCAUAUCCGGCGUUCUGGGACAACGGCCUUCGUCCUUGGGUCCCCGUUCACCCGGACAUGAACGCCUACAGCUUCAUCACCGCGGACGCUGCUCAAGUCAGGAAUACCUCGAAAGGGAUUCAGUACGACUUGAUUAUCCGUCAGCAACCUGACCGAGCUCGAGUAUGUACGUUCAAAGAGAAAGAACGUCGUCCAGUUGACCCGCCACCCAUCAUCCAACUCAAAGUCCGAGACCCCUACGAUGCUGCAUCAAAUUACCUCCAAAAUCCGUACUUCUUCAUGUGCGCCGACCUCGUCCCAAGCGCCGCAAGGGACCCGGAACGAACUACCGCCGUGAACAGGACGUUGGCAGGAACUGUCGUUUCCAGUUUGCAUAGACUGAAAGAUGUCGACAACAGUGAUGGCGGUUUCUUUGUAUUCGGCGACCUCAGUGUGAAAUUGGAAGGGGAAUACAGACUAAAGUUCACUCUGUUCGAAUUGGUCAAGAACGAGGUGAUUCACCUACAGUCUUGCAUCUCGAAAUCCUUCAUCGUCUACGCCGCCAAGUCGUUCCCGGGCAUGUCAGAAAGUACAUUUCUGUCCAGAAGCUUUGCAGACCAGGGUGUACGCAUCAGGAUUAGGAAGGAACACCGUAUGCAGAUGAAGAGGAAUGCAAGUGGGAAACCAGUUGAUGAGACGGGUGUCGCUCGGUCUGUAUCGCCACCAGUAUUGGCAGAUAACCCUUUGCAAUCGCAUCGUCUCAUCAAGACACCAUUCCCACUCCGGAAGAGGAGAGCGGAAGACAUGGAGGAACAGCCGCCUCAGACGGCGCCACCUGUCGAAAGAGAGCCGCAUCAUCAUCGCCACCAAGGACCUCAAAACCAGCAGCAGCAGCAACGUUAUCAUCCAUAUCAACAUCAACAAGUACCGCAUACUACGAUACAUGAACAACCACAAAGGCAAUACCCACAACAAUGCUAUCCACAGCAGCAUAUCCAUCAUUCCCAACCACCCAUCCCUGCGCCUAGAGAGAUCGAUCCCAGCUACUCUUCGCAAGGUCAGUUCGUGCAGAAUAGCCCGGGCCAAGGACAUGAACAGCAGCAUCCUCAGUACGAGAACCCGUCCAUGAGGUGUCCACCAGGACAAAUGGCCCGUGGCCGCCUUUCGUCAGGUUAUGGAGGGUACGAUGCGCAGACUAAGCGUCCACGUCUGGGGUCAACCUUAUUGACGCCAGUGAGUGCGACGAGUACAGAGGCGCCUCCAUUCUCGCCGACCUAUGCUCCUGGCCAUCAUCCUCAAGGGCAGCAGCAACAACCUCGGCCGCAUCCAUAUCCUCCGGCUGCAGUGGUGCAGCGACAUGGGUAUGGUCCACAGCAGUCGGGAUACGCAAAUGAACGUCCUGUACAACAUCGCCAUCCAUCCAUAAACGCCGGACAACCUCCAGGUGCACCAACAUGGAGACUUCCUGGCUUUCGGAGAAGGACGUCUUGGCAGUUGAGUGCGGCUGCGAUGACGGCGACCGUCGAGUCACCUAUGCCAUCCCCUGUUUCGCCUAGGACGCAGUAUGCCUUACCGUUCCCUCCACCACAGGCACAAUCCCAUCCACAAUUGAGUCGCCCUAUGAUGCAGCAGUCUUAUUCACAGGAAUCGUAUAUGCCGCCGUCACAACAUCGGCAGGCAUGGGAGGCACGCAUGUCGCGGCCUCCGUCGAAUGAGGCGAUCGCACCGUUUCCCGCACAAAAGAGCGGCCCGCGUAACCCGCAUAGCAUUGGCCCUUUGCCUGGUGCAGCAGUUCCUCCGGCGUCGAAUAUGCAGUUCUCGCGCACUGAAGGUGGGAGAUUGAGUCACGAGAGUAGUGAUAGUCCUGGUGUUCGCAUCGGUGAACCAGUCGUAAAAGGCGCAAUUUCUCCGGCGCCAGCCGUAUUACAGCCUCCGCAUGAUCCUAUGCGUCCUUCUACGUCGAGCUCGGGUACUCCCUCUGGGCCUACGGAGCCUGAUGACUUCAGGAUCAAGCUUCCGCCGUUACAGCUCCCUCCUUUGCGUGUUGGAGUGCCUGGAGAUGGCACCCCCCCUCCGGCAUCGAUGUUUGGGCGGUAAUACACAAUUACAUUAUUUGUUCUUAGGGGUUGAUGUGUGAGUAUGGUUGACGAGUUCAAGAAAUCUUCAUAUACAAGCAAAAGGUGUUCAUUUUGGUUUUUGGCAGACAUUGGGUGUUCCGCGAAAUAGCAC